This is a messenger RNA of Mucor mucedo, 3239 nucleotides long. RefSeq lists its product as uncharacterized. The record is from RefSeq and is a predicted model, not a curated record. Gene Ontology annotation, biological process: regulation of transcription by RNA polymerase II. Gene Ontology annotation, cellular component: nucleus. NCBI's taxonomy places the organism in Eukaryota, Fungi, Mucoromycota, Mucoromycetes, Mucorales, Mucoraceae. Gene Ontology annotation, molecular function: DNA-binding transcription factor activity, RNA polymerase II-specific; RNA polymerase II transcription regulatory region sequence-specific DNA binding. Bases 7 to 3150 code for a protein of 1047 amino acids. The transcript has 3 exons.
AAUAGCAUGAAGGCCGAGUCAAAGUCAACACCUUUAGGUAAUACCAUGGAUAGGGAAAACCUUCCAAGUCAACCUAGAAGUGUUUCUUUAGAGGCUGCGGAUACUACUGACCUCCCGGAGUCCGAAGAAAACACGACUUUCACAAGUGUUGAAACUUCCAUUGACACCGUUCCCAACCAGAACACUCUUACUUCAAGUGAAAAUAAGGCGCUGCAUCCAGGGGUUGUAUGUAAAAUAUGUCAAAAGUACAUAAGCUGUAAAGAUACUCUAGUAAGGCAUAUCCUAUUUAGACAUAAGUUGACGAAGAGAGACCAGGAUGGAAAUAUAAUUAUACCCAACCUUGAAGAUCCAAACUUCAUUUGUCAACCUUGUAAUCAAGUGUAUGAUACCAAAUCAAACUAUCUUAAGCAUCUCCAAAUAAAACAUGCAUUUGUUAUUGAGUCCAAGCUUCAGACGCUUAUUUGCCCCACUUGCUUGAAAUUGUUCGGCUCCAAUCAAGAAUACUUCGCACACAUGAGUGAGGUAGAGAAUCGAGUUCUCUGUUAUCCAGGCCAAAAAAAAAGUGAGGCCUUUUGUGAUGUGUGUUGCACUGUAUUUAGCCAUCAGAGUAACCUUCUGUACCAUAUUGAAAAAUAUCACAAGCAGCACCCGAGAAGACGGAAGUCGCAAUUUUAUUGUCAGUCAUGCGAUCAUUACUUUUAUACUUACUAUUCAUUAUGCAAGCACCGCACCAUUUUACAUAAAGUUUCACCGGAAAAUAUCCAUCGGCUCAUGCAUGUCCAAGUAGAAGAUAUGCCUAAAUCAGAGUAUAAUAUGUCCAGCGCUGACAGCACAACCACAUCCAAAAGUCUGUCCGAGGUAGAACCUGAUUCUGAGGAAGGUUGUAAGUCGGCUUUAAAUCCAGAACACAUGACAGUAAAUAUAAAUAAGGGAGACACUAUAGAUUUAUAUUGCAGACCAUGCGAGAAGUACUUUGAUUCGUUAGUAGCAUACCGCAGUCAUCUCCAAGAUAUUCAUAAGGCAUCUCUAGGACCCAAAGUUUCGAAUUCAAGAUUAGUGUUUACAAGAUCUCAAGUUAGCUCAUCUGAACCUAGAAAAGCAAAGGCUUUUGAUGAACUGGGUUGUCCCAUGUGUGAUAAUCAAGUUGCCUCAGAGGAAUCGUGUAACAAUCUUGUAAAAGGGGCGCAAGAGACUUCUUCUAAUGAUAAAGAUAUGAAGAUCAUAAAAAAUUACAGUCUACAAAGAUUUAACCUAUCCAAACCAAUCUCUGAAAAACGGCAGCAAGAAAACGGAUUAUUUGUAUGUAGCGACUGCGGUAGUUUAUAUCUCAAAGAAAGUAGUCUCGAUCGGCAUCUCCUUAAAGCUCACGAGGGGACUCCAAAAUAUGCUUGUAGCCAUUGUAACCGGAAAUAUCGCCGAAUGGGUUUUUUACGUAAACAUAUGGAAGUGUGCCAUGUUGAGGAAAACGGAUCUAUCCCACACGCAAAAACCAUAAACGAAAGUUCAGCCACUUACUGUUCACUAUGCAAACGUAACUAUUCAAGCUUCGAUUCAUACAAUCAUCACAGAAGAUUUUUGCACAACAAAAAACACGUAGCAACAAAAAACCAGUAUUUUCGUAUUAGUAAAACGAGAAUAAAUAACCUGAGGACAAGGUCAACCAGUUUUUCGAGUUCUUUCAAUAGCACCGAAAAUUCCAGCAAGACACGCGGUAUCCGUCUUCACAACAGAAGUUUAAAGAUUCAAACCUUAAAAACAGCAUCACAAAGAGGUGGCCAACACAGAAUCGCUAGCACGGUAAAAAAACCCUCUGAAGAAACCUUUAAAAGCGAUCAGGAAGAAACAAGAGAGUCUAAUACAAAGACAGAACCAAAACCAAGGGAACAACCCAAUUUUAAUGAUCCCAACAAUUAUUGCUUGUUAUGUAAGCUAUCUUAUUCUUCUAGGGCUAUAUACUUGAUCCAUUUAUCUCAGACCCACGAUAUUGAAAAGGAUCCCAAUGAAUCACCAGAACAUGACGCCGCUUCUACUGUUGAUAUUCUGGGCGUUCUUGAUCCUGCAUCUUGCAACACCGCUCUACCAAACCCAUCCACUUUUACCAGUAUUACUGAGAAAGUCCACCAGAAAGAAGAAAUGGCGUCACAAAGUGCUCCCAGCCUAGCCGAAGAAGAGUAUUAUUAUGUUCCUGGUUAUUCCGACCCUGUAAAUCAAUCCGGUGUCCAAGCUCAUGAAACAGUCUAUGACAUAAUGUCAAUACCAGUUCAAGAAAAGCAGCCAGCUCCAACCACGUUGUAUACAUCACCCCUUCAAUUACAUCCUACUUGCCCUUGUCUUAAGACAUUUAAAAGCCAAGAAAACUACAUCAUCCAUAUGACUGGAUUUCACAAAAAUAUGUUAUUAGAACAUCAUUCCCAAACUGAAACAAUAGGAAUUUCUGACGCCCAGCUAGACAAUAUGAAAUAUGCUUCUGGCACUGCGACUUCUACUAGUCAAAGCUACGUCGAUGCUACAAAGUCAAUACCUCAACAACCAAGAUAUGAUAGUCAAACGAUUAUACGACAAACUUGCGUUACGAGUAACCUACCAAAUUCUAGUUGUGGUUCUUCAUACAAUCCCUAUAUUCCAAUUCAACCAAUGAUCAGUGUCAAUCAAGGACAAUUAUAUCAAGUACCAACAUUUACUUCAAAACGACAAAAGAUGGACGAACCCACGGUCCCGAGAGAACCUGAAAUGAUAUCUUGCGAGGUGUGUAACAUUAGCACUAGUUCUAAAUAUCACCUUAGCCGACAUCUCAAAAUGGGUCAUAGUGUGAUCCAAAAGGUGCUUGUCUUAUCUUGCCGACCCAACAGUGAAAUCCAACCUGACGCCAAUGAACUCGAUACUGUUUAUUGUAAAUCUUGCGAUUACCGAUUCGAGUCUGCCAAUGUAUACAGAAAGCAUUUAAUUGAUAUACAUCAGCUAAAUGUAAAGCCUAUUUCUGAGGAUGAUCCUACGGUAUAUGGAUGGUAUGAACUGGACGACUUGAGUAAUGUAUAUUGCAAGGUCUGCGAACACAUGUUUUCUGUACAUCCAUCUUUCUUACGUCAUAUGGCUGCAUUUCAUGAUGUCGACUUGGAGAAUAGGGAGACUAACAUUCAACAAAAAUUAUAAGCAUUUUUUAUCGUGUUAGUCCUAAGAUAGCAUAUGAGGCAUGAAUUUUAUUCAUUAUUGAAUAUCAAUAAAAUAAGUAUUAUUGCAUG